GUGGGAUUCAAGUAAUUUAACAACCGGUUUUCUGCCAUGAUGAUUUCUUCCAACAACCAGGUUGCCAAACUGCUCAGAAACUUAACAACCGGUUCUCCCGAAGUGGUGCGAACUGGCUGAAUCCCACCACUGGAAGGUUCAUAUUGGAUGUGCAUUCACAAUACCUUGGUUGAACCAUGAAUCUUGCAAUUCAUGAACUGCUGACUUGCUGUCAUCAGCUUGGAAGUGACAAAGCUAUGGAAAGAAAGAAGGAAAUUGAGAAGUUCAGGCGUCUUAUCUGUGAUCCAGAAACAGUUCAGCAGCUGGAUCGGAAUUCUGAUUCCAAACAUGGAAAACAGAUAAACUGGGAUGCUGUAUUCAGGUUUUUGCAGAAAUAUAUUCAGAAAGAGGUUGAGAGUGUCAGACUAGCAAAACCAAAUACCUCUGCCUCAACCCAAGCAACACGAGAGAAAAAGAUGAAACAGAUCAGUAGUUUGGUUAAGUACUUCAUCAUGUGUGCCAAUAAAAGAGCCCCCAGAAUAAAAUGUCAAGAGCUUCUGAAUUAUGUAAUAGACACAAUAAAUGAGUCAUCAAGAUAUGCUAUUUUUGGGGCUGAUUGUAAUAGCAUAUUACUUAAGGACGUUCUUAAAGUGAGGAAAUAUUGGUGUGAAAUAUCUCCACAACAGUGGUCAGAUCUUCAAAAUCUGUAUUUCAAAUUAUUUCUCAAUCCUUCUGGAAAUGUUAACAAAGUUUUGGUGGCUAGAAUAAUCUAUACAUUAACUAGAGGCCUCUGUUUCCAAACUGACAAGUUCAAUUCAGAUAUUUUGAAUGUCUUCUCAAAAGUUAUACAUCGUGCAAGGCAAGAAAGAAACCUUGCAGGCCUUGAACACAUUUUUGCAGCCAUUAAUGUGUUUCUCCCCAUUUAUGCAAUGAAUUACCGCAUGCAAGUUUGCAAAACAGGAGAGGAAAUUCUAUCAACUAUGCUUUUUAUAUGGGCUCAGUAUAAACCAAAAGACGCUUUGAAGAAGCAGAUUAUUCAGUUUGUUCAGUUUCAGAUUUGUGUUCAUCAUCCAAAUGGAGCUAAAACUCAGGAAGAAGGAGCAUACAGCUCAGCAAAAUGGCAAAAUACUUUAUACAACUUAUAUGAUCUGUUAGCUAAUGAGAUAACUCUUAUUAGCAACCGAGGAAAAUAUUCUUCAGGCUCUCACAGUAUCGUUCUAAAGAACAACCUGGUUGAAUUAAUGGCUGAUACUUGUCAUCAGGUAUUUACUGAAGACACCAAAGUCUUAGAGGUAACCCAGUCAUAUGCAAUUACUCAGCAAGAAGAUGGAGAUGGAGAAGGACCAUCCAAACGUAGAAGAAUUGAAUUAGGAUGGGAAGUGAUUCAAGAACACUUGCAAAAAUCACAGAAUAGUUUUGAUGUCAUACCCUGGCUUCAGAUUACCACCAGAUUAGUAUCCAAGUACCCAAGGAGCCUUCCUGACAAUGAGCUGACUAAUGUACUUAAUAUACUUUACCAAUUAUUACUUCAGCAACGUCGAGGAGAACGGACCCCUUAUGUAUUAAGAUGUCUUAAAGAGGUUGCUCUGUGUCAAAGCCAAAAAAUAGACCUCAAUAGCACACAGAAGUUUGAACUGCAGCGAACAUGGUCCAGAAUUUGGUCUCUGGUAGAUCGAAAUCUAAACCUUCGACAAACUGAAAUGGAAAGCUUUGAAUUGCUUGGAGUCCUAUUUCAAAGAAAUUUAAUAACAAUGGACAGGGAAAUUUGGAGGAUAUUUGCAGGUUCUGUAUGCAAGCCAUCAAGUUUUGCUGUACAGUGUUUAGCAUCAGCAAUGACAGCUUUGGAAAUACCAGAAACUUUGAAAAAUGGAUCAUUUCAGAAUGAUUGGGAAGGACAUGCAACUUAUACACUAAAAGAACGAGUUAUGAAAUGGCUUCUCUUCUGCAAUGUGGAAGAAGUUACGGAAGACAGCAUGGAACUCCCUCCAGUUUUGUGCAGUGACUUUCCUAACCUAGAAUUACAGAAAAUCUUUGUAAGUCUGACUAUGAAAAGUUGUAGAGCAGCAAUGGCAUUUUUCAACAAUGCACCAGAAUGCAUGGAACAUAACCAAGAGAAAGAAGAAACGAGUCUUUCAGAAAUUGAAGCUUUUUACCUGCAGACAACCUUCAACGAAACCAAUAUUUUUACAAAUAUGGCAGAUGUAUCAGAAAAUAAAUCUAGUUCCUGCCUCGUUGUCAAUCAGAAGCUUGAAGAAACCUUAAAACACAAUCUUCUGAUGAUGUCAGACCAGCUACUUAGCAAUGUUUCUCCUGAGACUAUAUCUGUAGAAAUGCUGAUGCGUUGUACCUGUAUCCUGACUGGUGUUCUUGGCUGCUAUUGUUAUGCUGGCAUUCUUACAGAAGAAGAAGCAUGCAAAUUGGAUUUUUUUCAGAAAGCUAAGUUAUGUUUUAAUUAUGUGGAGGAAAGCAUUUCUCAGUCUAAAAACAAGCUAAAUGACGAUUCUAGAGUUGUUUCAUUGAGGAAUUUAAUAUUGCAGUGCACAAGUUGCUUAUGCAACUGUACCCAGAAUAGUCCCAAAAAGAGUUUGUCUACGAUCUUCUUGCAUUUGUUAACAUCCAAGUUGAUGAAUGACCUUGCAAGUAUCUGCAAACUUCUGAUGUGUUUUACUGGAAAAUCAAGUGAAACUGGAGAAAUGGACUUAAUGGAAGAUUUUCCUGAAGAAAGUAGAAUGGAAGAGGGAAACCAAACAGUCUUUGAUCUAUUUGAUGAUGAGUGUGGCGAAGUUGGUGAAGUGAAUGAAGUUGGAGACUUGCACACUUUGACAGGUGCCACAAGUCCAUUAUCAGAAGAACAUCUAUCUAAACAUGAUUUGCUUCUUCUUGAUGUUUUGAAGUUCUUGUGUAUAGCUUCCACAGCAACCACAAUACAAACAGUUCCCUUUAGAUGUUCUGAAAUUUGGAGGAAACUCUUAGUGCUAAUUGAUGGAAAUUCAUUUGAUUUUAUUAAACCUCUACAUUUACAUGUGUAUUUAGUCUUGUUGAAGGAACUUCCCAGAGGAGAAAAUCCCUUGCCUGAAGAUUAUGUUGUCUCAUUACUCAAACUUCUACUAGAUAUAUGUUCCUUUUAUCGUCGGGAUCAAGAUGUUUGUGCAGCAAUAUUACAUAAUCUUCCUCCAAUGGUUAAUAUUUUGGGAACUUUCAGUAGAAAUUCUGAAGAUCUAAGAGAAGCCCGGUGUCAAGUCUUAACUGUUGUUGGAUCAUUUUGGCAUUUAGCAAAUGAAGGAAAAUGUUCAGUUCCUGUAAGAAUUGCUUUAGUGAAUUGCAUGACAACCUUUCUUCAUGCUGACCCUUGUUUAGAAUGGGCUGUGCUUACAGUUAAAUGUGAAAAUCUACCUGUGAGAGAUGCUUUUCCUCAAUUCCUUGCAGAUGACAACUUUCAAGUUUGUACAAUUGCAGCUAAGUCAGCAAUCAGUUUGUUCCAAGAUGUGAAACUGAGGGAUACUACUGGUUUAGUGAAAGGUCUUCCUUUGAAGUUCCAACAAAGAGCUUUUGAGAAUUUGUACAUCAAAGUUCAAGAAGGAGCAAAAACAUUGUUGAAGGCACGUGACGCAGGGAAUCAAGAAAGCCAUCCUGAUGAAGAGCAUAACAGAAAAACAGUUCUACUCAUGUUAAUAACUAUGAUUUUGUACAGCAGUCCUGUGUGUGAGAAACAAGCAUUGUUUGCUAUUUUCCAGUGUAUUAAAAAGAAUGGAUUAGAUCCUCAGCUUGUAAGGAAGGUUUUAGAAAAUAUUUCUGGCUCUUUUGGCUAUAAAAAUACAGAAGAUUUAAUGAGCACUCAUUUAGAUUAUCUGAUAUUUGAGUGGUUAAACUGUGAUUACAGCUUGUCCGAUUUUCCACAUGUUUUGCUAAAUUGCUCUACUUUGGAAGAGUUUUACAGGUCCUGUUAUAAAAUCUUGAUUCCACAACUAAUAAUUAGAAAUCAGUUUGAAGAGAUAAAAUCCAUUGCCAGCCAAAUUGAAACAGAAGAGCGUCACCUUCUGGCACAAUGCUUCCCCAAAAUCCUUGUCAAUAUUCUUCCUUAUUUUGCCUUCCAAAACCAUGAAGAUACUGAAUUCACACAAAAGAGAAAUACAGCUUCUAGAGUCUACGACAUGUUGACAGAUGAAAAUUACUUAGGAAAGCAGCUGAUAGAAAGUUUAUUUCAUAGCAGCUUACCAGAAAUUGUGGUAGAGGUGUUGAUGACCCUACAUGAGCCAAUCAAUGUCAAACCAGAAGAGAAUUCUGACUUAAUUAAGUUUACAGGGGACCUGGAUCCUGCUCCAAAUCCUCCUUAUUUUCCAUCAUUUAUCAUCCAAGCUACACUAGAUUACAUUAAUAGAUGUUUUAAAACUAAGUCUAAUGGUAUUAUAGCAAUCCUUUCUAAGAACCCUGAGUCAUUCCACAAAAUUUUAUUUGCUGUAUGGAAGCAGGUGUCUGGAACAAAAAACAAUUAUAACAAGCAUAGAAUGCUUAUGAUAUAUCAUUUUUUUGUAAAUCUGCUGUUGAAAGAAAUAAAGGAUGGCUUAGGUGGCGCAUGGGCUUUUGUACUGCGGGAUGUGAUUUAUUCUAUGAUUCACCACAUCAGCAACAGGUCAAAUCCUCUGACAGGAGUAUCCCUCCGAAGCUUCUUGCUUUGUUGUGAUCUUCUCAAUCGUGUUUGUCACACAGCAGUACAGUAUUGUGGGGAUGCCAUAGCAAGUCACCUCCAUGUUAUCGUGGGUACACUAAUACCAGUUGGAGAACAACCUGAAACUGAAGAAGAAGUCUUGGGCUUAUUGAAGUAUCUAGUGAUAGAUAAUCAGAACCAUGAAUAUUUGUACCAAGCAAUCAAAUUAUUAGAUCCAUUUCCUGAUCAUCCCCAUUUUAAAGAACUGCGGGCCACUCAACAAAAAAUUAAAUACAGCACUGGAAAAUUUUCUCUUUUGGAGGAAAUUAACCAUUUCUUAUCGAUAAAUAUAUCUGAUUCACUGUUUUUAACAAGACUUGAAGGUUUAAAAGAUCUGCACAAACAACUAGAAGAUCAUAAAGAACAAAUAAUGGAACUUAUGAAAAAAUUUCAGGAAAAUCCAAGGGACUGCAUUAUAGUAAAGCUAAUGGCAUAUCUAUUACAACUUUCAAAAACAACUGUACAUUCUACUGAUGCUAUCUUGGAGGCUGUUGGAAGCUGUUUGGGAGAAAUUGGUCCUAUAAAUUUUUCUACCAUAGCAUUGCAGCCCAGUAAAAAUGGACCAAGUUUCAAUACAUGUGAUCUGUUUGAAGACAGAGAACUUCAGUGGGUGUUUGUAAUAUUAACACUCAUAAAUAAUUAUUUAAUAGAUCAAUGUAUCGACGUUCGAUCAGCUGCUGCUGUCUGUUUGAAAAACAUUUUAGCGACCAAAACAGGACAUACAUUUUCAGAAAAGUACAAAACCCAAACGGAUGCAAUGCUGAAAUACUUGCAUCCUUUCAGAACAUCUAAGAAAAAGCUCUUGGAGGUGCCUGGAAAGGUAAGAGAGACUCCUCCAGAAAAUCUCGAUUGUUCAACCUUGUGGAUUCCUCACAGUGAAAGUCAUGAAAUUUGGAUUAAGACCUUGACUUGUGCAUUAUUGGAUAGUGGAAUGAUAACAAGUGAAAUCCUCCUGUUGCUGAAGCCUUUGUGUCAGGUUCAUGCUGAUUUCUGUCAAACUGUCCUUCCUUAUUUAAUUCAUGAUAUCUUACUACAUGACUCAAAUAAAUCUGGACACAGUCUUUUGUCUGCACAAAUUCAAACGUUUUUCAUGACCUGUUGCAAAUAUUCGUCACCCAGUAGAUCAUCUACGCCUGCAAAUUUAGAUUCAGAUUCAGAAACUCUAGCUCAUUUGGAUAAAAUAUCUCGAAGAACAAUGCUUGCUGUUGUUGACUACUUAAGACAUCAAAAAAAGAAUCCUUCCAGCACCAUCUUUGAUGACAGCUUCUGGCUGGAGUUAAGCUAUCUGCAGGUUGCCAUAGUAGCCCAGUCUUGUUCUGCUCACUUCACAGCUUUGCUUUAUGCAGAAAUCUAUGCCGACAAGAUAGGCAGACAACAGGAAAGGUCUGCUUCCAAAGCAGUUAAAAAAUUAACAUUUGAAGAAGGAAGUCAGAAUUCAACACUUACUUGUUUAAGUGAGAAGAGUAAAGAAGAAACAGGAAUAAGUUUGCAGGAUCUUCUUAUGGAUAUAUACAGAAGCAUAGGAGAGCCAGAUAGUCUCUAUGGCUGUGGUGGAGGAAAAAUGCUGCAACCAUUGGCCAGGAUAAGAACAUAUGAACAUGAAGGAAUGUGGGGGAAAGCUCUGGUAACUUAUGACCUUCAAACCAGCCUUCCACCGUCAAUUCGACAGGCUGGAUUGGUAGAGGCUUUACAGAAUUAUGGGCUAUAUAAUACACUCUCCAUCUACUUAAAAGGAUUGGAACAGCAGAAUGAAGAAAGCUCCAUAGAAUUACAGGAGAUUCGUUACCAGGCAGCUUGGAGAAAUAUGCAAUGGGAUCAGAUCUCCUCAGUCAAAGAUGAAAUAGAUCAACGAGGCUAUCAUGAAUCACUGUAUGAUGCUCUACAAUGUCUACGGGACAGAGAUUUCUCUACCUUUUAUGGAAGAUUGAAGUGUGCCAGAAUCAAAGAAGUAGAAGAGCUACUGAAAGGCAGCCUUGAGUCUGUAUAUUCAUUACUGCCUACACUCUGCAGGCUACAGACAAUUGGAGAGCUGGAAUAUGUAGGACAACUUUUCUCUGGGUCGGAAACUAAUAGCCAGUUGCAUAAUUUGCAUCUGAAGUGGCAGAAGCAGUCCCAACUUCUUCAGGAUAGUGACUUUGCUUUCCAAGAGCCUGUUAUGGCUUUGCGUACAGUAAUUCUCAAGCUUCUUCUGGAGAAGGAAAAGGAGAAUGCCCAAAGGGAAUGUAUUAAAAACAUCCUCACUGAACAUCUUGUGGAACUAUCCAGGUUGGCUCGAAUGGCAAAUAAUUCACAGCUUCCAGAAAGAGCAAUAUAUGAAGUUGAACAGUACAGCCUAACCAGACACAAAGUAUCUGAAUGGAAAUUGGAAGAAGCUCAGGUGUUCUGGGCUAAAAAGGAAAAAAGCUUAGCACUGAAUAUUUUAAAAGACAUGAUCAAGAAAUUGGAUGAAAAUUGGUUUGAGGUUGAGAAAGACCCUCAUCUGAAAUUAAUUUACACAGAAUGCCUGAGAUUAUGUGGAAGUUGGUUAGCAGAGACCUUUUUAGAAAAUCCUACCAUCAUUAUGCAGAAUUACUUGGAAAAGGCAGUUAAAAUUGCUGGGAAUCACAGUGAUGACAGCAGCAAUGAGCUGAAGAGAGGAAAAAUGAAGGCUUUUCUGUCUCUGGCUCGCUUUUCGGAUACUGAGUAUCAAAGAAUUGAAGAUCGUAUGAAAUCAUCUGAGUUUGAAAAUAAGCAAGCUUUGCUGAAGAAAGCCAAGUACGAAGUUGGCCUUUUAAGGGAGCAUAAAGUUCAGACUAAUCGAUAUACUGUGAAAAUUCAGAGGGAGCUGGAACUAGAUGAAUGUGCAAUUCACGCCCUGGAAGAAGAUCGCAAGCGUUUCUUAUGCAAAGCAGUUGAGAACUACAUUAUGUGUUUAUUGAGUGGAGAAGAACAUGACAUGUGGAUCUUCCGUCUCUGUUCUCUCUGGCUUGAGAAUGCUGGACUUUCUGAAGUCAAUGCAAUGAUUCAGAAGAAAAUACAGAAAAUACCAUCCUACAAAUUCUUGCCACUGAUGUACCAGCUGGCUGCUCGAAUGGGAACCAGGAUGGGUGAAUUUCAUGAGAUUUUGAAUAAACUUAUAGCAAGGAUUUCUCUCGACCAUCCACAUCACACUUUGUUUAUAAUUUUGGCACUGGCUAAUGCCAACAAAGAUGAACUCCUGACCAAGCCAGAAAUGACUAGAAGAAGUGGACUAAUAAAAAAUGUGCCAAAAGAAACAUCUCCUCUUGACAUGGAUCGAAUGGCAGCUGCUAGCAGUAUAAUUAAGAUUGUAAAAUGCAAAAGACCUGAUAUGGUGGUAAAGGUUGAAGCCCUUUGCGAUGCUUAUAUUACUUUGGCAAACAUGGAUGCAACUCCCUGGAAAACCCACAGAGGAGGUAUAAAUAUUCCUUCCGAUCAACCUCUAAUUAAGUUAAAAAAUCUGCAGGAUGUUGCUGUACCUACCAUGGAAAUAAAGGUGGAUCCUAGUGGCAAAUAUGAAAAUUUGAUUACAAUAAGAUCAUUCAAACCAGAAUUUCGCCUAGCAGGCGGGGUCAAUCUACCCAAAAUAAUAGAUUGCAUUGGAUCAGAUGGACAACAGAGAAGGCAGCUUGUGAAGGGGCGUGACGAUCUGAGACAGGAUGCUGUUAUGCAACAGGUUUUCCAGAUGUGCAAUACUCUGCUACAGCAAGAUACUGACACCAGAAAAAGAAAACUAACCAUCCGCAGAUACAAGGUUGUUCCCCUUUCUCAGAGAAGUGGCGUCUUAGAGUGGUGCACUGGCACAAUUCCUUUGGGUGAAUUCCUCAUCAAUACUGUCAGCAGUGCUCACAAACGCUAUAGACCACAAGACUACAGUAGCUUAGACUGCCAAAAGAAAAUGUUGGAUGCACAGAAGAAAGAUUUCGAAGAAAAAUACACUAUUUUCAUGGAUAUAUGCCAGAAUUUUCAACCUGUGUUUCGCUAUUUCUGUAUGGAAAGAUUUUUGGAUCCAGCGGUGUGGUUUGAGAAAAGGUUGGCAUACACACGAAGUGUUGCCACUUCAUCUAUAGUUGGCUAUAUACUUGGUCUCGGAGACAGGCAUGUACAGAAUAUUCUGUUAGAUGAAGAAAGUGCAGAACUUGUACAUAUUGAUCUAGGAGUUGCCUUUGAGCAGGGCAAAAUCCUUCCUACUCCAGAAACUGUACCUUUUCGGCUAACAAGAGACAUAGUCGAUGGCAUGGGCAUUGCUGGUGUUGAGGGGGUCUUCAGGAGGUGCUGUGAAAAAACUAUGAAUGUUAUGAGAAAUUCUCAAGAAGCCCUGCUAACUAUUGUAGAAGUGCUUCUAUAUGACCCUCUUUUUGACUGGACCAUGAAUCCUUUGAAAGCUUUAUAUCUGCAGCAAAGGUCAGAAGAUGAAGCUGAUGUCAGUUCCAACUUCAGUAGUGCUGAUCAAGGAUGUAACAAAAAAGCAAAUAAUGAAAACCAGCUGUUCAAUAAAGUGGCAGAGCGUGUUUUGAUACGACUUCAGGAGAAACUUAAAGGAAUGGAAGAAGGUACAGUGCUCAGCGUGGCCGGCCAGGUGAACUUCCUCAUACAGCAAGCCAUGGACCCCAAAAAUCUUAGCCGCCUCUUCCCGGGGUGGAAACCAUGGGUAUAAAAAUAUACUAUACGGAAAUAACACAUGAUCUCCAGAAGCUGUUACAAGCAUUUUAAUGGUUGCUAAGGAAAGUAGAAUUUAAAAAUAUUACAUGGAAAAUGUUGAAUCAAAAAGCGUUAACUGUAUUGCACUUAUUCCAGUGUGAUAAAAGCAAUAUCAGUGUU
Ahaetulla prasina is the source of this 9502-nucleotide messenger RNA. RefSeq names its product ATM serine/threonine kinase (gene ATM). The coding region runs from base 177 to 9338 and encodes 3053 amino acids. Gene Ontology annotation, biological process: DNA repair. NCBI's taxonomy places the organism in Eukaryota, Metazoa, Chordata, Lepidosauria, Squamata, Colubridae. The record is from RefSeq and is a predicted model, not a curated record. Gene Ontology annotation, molecular function: protein binding; protein serine/threonine kinase activity. The transcript has 63 exons.